Molecule: messenger RNA, 890 nt
Organism: Etheostoma spectabile (orangethroat darter)
Lineage: Eukaryota; Metazoa; Chordata; Actinopteri; Perciformes; Percidae
Product: olfactory receptor 1361-like
Biological process (GO): G protein-coupled receptor signaling pathway
Cellular component (GO): membrane
Molecular function (GO): olfactory receptor activity; G protein-coupled receptor activity
Source: RefSeq, a predicted model, not a curated record
AUUUUCUUUUUUUAAUGGAGUUUUUCAACUCAGCUCUUGGGAAAAACAUCACUUUUGUGCGUCCUGCAUAUUUCAUAAUAAGUGGUUUAUCUGGCUUGCCAAAUAUUAACCAUUACUAUGUCUUUCUGUUUUUUGUUUUUAUUGUUUCAGUGCUGGGAAACACAGUUGUAAUGGCUGUAAUAUACUUGGAUCAUAAUCUGAGAACUCCUAAAUAUGUUGCUGUUUUUAAUUUAGCAUUUGUGGACCUGUGUGGUAGUUCUGCUCUGGUGCCAAAGAUUCUUGACAUCUUUCUGUUGAAUCAUCCAUACAUCUCCUACAACGACUGCUUGACAUUCUUUUUUUUCUGCUACACCUUCCUUUCUAUGCAGUCAUUUAAUCUGGUUGCACUCUCCUAUGACAGACUGAUAGCUAUCAUCUUCCCACUGCACUAUCAAGUGAAGGUGACCCACAGGUUUAUGCUGUUGUUGAUUGCCUCAUUCUGGGUCUUUAUUUUAGUUGCUAAUCUUAUUGCAGUUGGCCUUCUUACAAGACUUUCCUUCUGUAAUUCUGUGGUUAUUAACAGCUAUUUCUGUGAUCAUGGCCAGAUAUACAGGCUUGCAUGCAACGACCAUUUCCCCAAUAUGUUGUUAGUUAUUGGAGUGAUUCGAUUUUUCUUGGCACAGCUACCAAAGAUCGCAGGUUGCCCACGUCACAUCUACAUCCAAGCUCAGUUGAGGCUGCGCAGUAACCUCAGGCAGGUUUCAGAGCAUUGCAAGGUCAAGGUCAAGGUAACUUUAUUAUCCCCAAGGGCAAUUUUGCAGACGGGCACGUUGCAAGUAGCUACAAGUUUCAACUCGUCUCACCGCAAAUCUUUGGUCUGGACUGGGGUUUUCGCCUCUGAGAAGUUUUGA